AUGACUUUUGCAACAAGUUCAUCUCGCUCAGCCUCAGCUCACAGCCGACGAACCACUUUUCCAACAUCCUCUGUACGACCUCGUCCCCCACACGUUCGGCCAAGCACCACAGCCGCUAUGGCAUCUCCAACCACUUCAGCAACUACUUCAUCAGAUGGGGAGCUACCUAUACCGACCUGGGUAUUAGGGCUUGGUGCCUUUGUAGGCUUUGUUGCUCUCCUUGAUAUCACCAUUUGUGUAUUUUCUUACUACCGCCAUCGAAAGGCCAAGGCUAAGGAGAAUAAGCUUCAACACCGUGGGAUUGAUCUGGAGAUGGGACCAGUGGGGACCGAGUAUGUUGGACAAUACCCGGGUGGGUUUUACCCACCAAACCACGGAGGACCAUAUAAUUCGUACCCACCCCCACCUCCUCCAUCAUCGCCCUCUGCGGCUCACAAUUUUGGAAUUCCAGUUGUAACUGAUCGCUAUGAAUAUCCGGACGCGGUUUAUACAAGUGGAGGGCGCGAUCAGUUCAAUCUCCACCAUAUCGACCCUCCUAGGGUUCCCGAUUCUCCUUUCGACGAUGACCAAUUCGUUAUUGGCUCCGAUGACGAGGAUGAGGAAUACGAACAACAGCAAGAACAGCUACCGAGAAGGAACAGCACUCCUGUAAGUCCUCGCACUGUUCCAGCUUCACGUCUUACGCCUUCUCGGAUUUCACCAUUCAGGGAGAUCCUCAAGAGUUAUGGACCAGUAACGCCUCGUUCAGCAUCGCCAAAGCCACCCAUCGUCAGAGCCCCCACUCCGUUCCACCAGACAACCGUCGAGAAAGCUAUGGGCUCAGAGGACGAGGAAGAACCAACAGCCUCGCACUCUGCCUUUCCACUAACUCUUGACCCAGCGUUUCCGAUUGCCUCGUCUGAGGAGUCGCUCCCUAUGGAUAACGAAUAUGUCAACAGCCCGGUAAGUCCAGUCUCUCCGACUUCAUCACACUUCCCCGAGCCUGAAACUUCGCAUUCGGUAUUCCCGUUGACUACCGACCCAGAGUUUGCAAUGGUCUCGUCUGAGGAGUCGCUCCCUCUAGGAAACGAAGAGUUCAACAGCCAGGUAAGUCCAGUCUCUCCGACUUCAUCACACUUCACCGAGCCUGAUGCCUCACACUCUGCGUUUCCAUUGAAUCUUGAGCCAGAAUUUGCCCCCGCUUCCUCUACAGAAUCUCUUUCAAUUCAUGGAGGGGAUCCCCACAAUGAGUCGAUCAGCUCACCCUCAAGCUUUGUCUCUUACUCUCAGGUCAACAGCCCUGUGAGCCCCGUCUCCCCCCUCUCAGCCGAGUUUGAGGGGAUGUCAGAGGGAUGUAGAAGGCAAAAUAAGGAAAUGGCGAGUCAAGAUCUUUACUGA
This is a messenger RNA of Hymenoscyphus albidus, 1377 nucleotides long. The record is from the annotation of a GenBank genome assembly. NCBI's taxonomy places the organism in Eukaryota, Fungi, Ascomycota, Leotiomycetes, Helotiales, Helotiaceae.